This is a messenger RNA of Homo sapiens (human), 3493 nucleotides long. It is a transcript of the gene GP5, whose product is annotated as glycoprotein V platelet. Lineage: Eukaryota; Metazoa; Chordata; Mammalia; Primates; Hominidae. The transcript is spliced from 2 exons. The record is from RefSeq and is marked validated. Bases 32 to 1714 code for a protein of 560 amino acids. Gene Ontology annotation, cellular component: membrane.
AGUUACUUUGGAGUGCAGAACCAUUUCAGACAUGCUGAGGGGGACUCUACUGUGCGCGGUGCUCGGGCUUCUGCGCGCCCAGCCCUUCCCCUGUCCGCCAGCUUGCAAGUGUGUCUUCCGGGACGCCGCGCAGUGCUCGGGGGGCGACGUGGCGCGCAUCUCCGCGCUAGGCCUGCCCACCAACCUCACGCACAUCCUGCUCUUCGGAAUGGGCCGCGGCGUCCUGCAGAGCCAGAGCUUCAGCGGCAUGACCGUCCUGCAGCGCCUCAUGAUCUCCGACAGCCACAUUUCCGCCGUUGCCCCCGGCACCUUCAGUGACCUGAUAAAACUGAAAACCCUGAGGCUGUCGCGCAACAAAAUCACGCAUCUUCCAGGUGCGCUGCUGGAUAAGAUGGUGCUCCUGGAGCAGUUGUUUUUGGACCACAAUGCGCUAAGGGGCAUUGACCAAAACAUGUUUCAGAAACUGGUUAACCUGCAGGAGCUCGCUCUGAACCAGAAUCAGCUCGAUUUCCUUCCUGCCAGUCUCUUCACGAAUCUGGAGAACCUGAAGUUGUUGGAUUUAUCGGGAAACAACCUGACCCACCUGCCCAAGGGGUUGCUUGGAGCACAGGCUAAGCUCGAGAGACUUCUGCUCCACUCGAACCGCCUUGUGUCUCUGGAUUCGGGGCUGUUGAACAGCCUGGGCGCCCUGACGGAGCUGCAGUUCCACCGAAAUCACAUCCGUUCCAUCGCACCCGGGGCCUUCGACCGGCUCCCAAACCUCAGUUCUUUGACGCUUUCGAGAAACCACCUUGCGUUUCUCCCCUCUGCGCUCUUUCUUCAUUCGCACAAUCUGACUCUGUUGACUCUGUUCGAGAACCCGCUGGCAGAGCUCCCGGGGGUGCUCUUCGGGGAGAUGGGGGGCCUGCAGGAGCUGUGGCUGAACCGCACCCAGCUGCGCACCCUGCCCGCCGCCGCCUUCCGCAACCUGAGCCGCCUGCGGUACUUAGGGGUGACUCUGAGCCCGCGGCUGAGCGCGCUUCCGCAGGGCGCCUUCCAGGGCCUUGGCGAGCUCCAGGUGCUCGCCCUGCACUCCAACGGCCUGACCGCCCUCCCCGACGGCUUGCUGCGCGGCCUCGGCAAGCUGCGCCAGGUGUCCCUGCGCCGCAACAGGCUGCGCGCCCUGCCCCGUGCCCUCUUCCGCAAUCUCAGCAGCCUGGAGAGCGUCCAGCUCGACCACAACCAGCUGGAGACCCUGCCUGGCGACGUGUUUGGGGCUCUGCCCCGGCUGACGGAGGUCCUGUUGGGGCACAACUCCUGGCGCUGCGACUGUGGCCUGGGGCCCUUCCUGGGGUGGCUGCGGCAGCACCUAGGCCUCGUGGGCGGGGAAGAGCCCCCACGGUGCGCAGGCCCUGGGGCGCACGCCGGCCUGCCGCUCUGGGCCCUGCCGGGGGGUGACGCGGAGUGCCCGGGCCCCCGGGGCCCGCCUCCCCGCCCCGCUGCGGACAGCUCCUCGGAAGCCCCUGUCCACCCAGCCUUGGCUCCCAACAGCUCAGAACCCUGGGUGUGGGCCCAGCCGGUGACCACGGGCAAAGGUCAAGAUCAUAGUCCGUUCUGGGGGUUUUAUUUUCUGCUUUUAGCUGUUCAGGCCAUGAUCACCGUGAUCAUCGUGUUUGCUAUGAUUAAAAUUGGCCAACUCUUUCGAAAAUUAAUCAGAGAGAGAGCCCUUGGGUAAACCAAUGGGAAAAUCUUCUAAUUACUUAGAACCUGACCAGAUGUGGCUCGGAGGGGAAUCCAGACCCGCUGCUGUCUUGCUCUCCCUCCCCUCCCCACUCCUCCUCUCUUCUUCCUCUUCUCUCUCACUGCCACGCCUUCCUUUCCCUCCUCCUCCCCCUCUCCGCUCUGUGCUCUUCAUUCUCACAGGCCCGCAACCCCUCCUCUCUGUGUCCCCCGCCCGUUCCUGGAAACUGAGCUUGACGUUUGUAAACUGUGGUUGCCUGCCUUCCCCAGCUCCCACGCGGGUGUGCGCUGACACUGCCGGGGGCGCUGGACUGUGUUGGACCCAUCCGUGCUCCGCUGUGCCUGGCUUGGCGUCUGGUGGAGAGAGGGGCCUCUUCAGUGUCUACUGAGUAAGGGGACAGCUCCAGGCCGGGGCCUGUCUCCUGCACAGAGUAAGCCGGUAAAUGUUUGUGAAAUCAAUGCGUGGAUAAAGGAACACAUGCCAUCCAAGUGAUGAUGGCUUUUCCUGGAGGGAAAGGAUAGGCUGUUGCUCUAUCUAAUUUUUUGUUUUUGUUUUUGGACAGUCUAGCUCUGUGGCCCAGGCUGGCGUGCAGUGGGCCGUCUCAGUUCACUGCAGCCUCCGCCUCCCAGGUUCAAGUGAUUCUCAUGCCUCAGCGUUCUGAGUAGCUGGGAUUAGAGGCGUGUGCCACUACACCCGGCUAAUUUUUGUACUUUUUAAAGUAGAGACGGGGCUUUGCCAUAUUGGCCUGGCUGAUCUCAAACUCCUGGUCUUGAACUCCUGGCCACAAGUGAUCUGCCCGCCUUGGCCUCCCAAAGUGCUGGGAUUACAGGCGUAAGCCACUACACCUGGCCCUCUUCAUCGAAUUUUAUUUGAGAAGUAGAGCUCUUGCCAUUUUUUCCCUUGCUCCAUUUUUCUCACUUUAUGUCUCUCUGACCUAUGGGCUACUUGGGAGAGCACUGGACUCCAUUCAUGCAUGAGCAUUUUCAGGAUAAGCGACUUCUGUGAGGCUGAGAGAGGAAGAAAACACGGAGCCUUCCCUCCAGGUGCCCAGUGUAGGUCCAGCGUGUUUCCUGAGCCUCCUGUGAGUUUCCACUUGCUUUACAUCCAUGCAACAUGUCAUUUUGAAACUGGAUUGAUUUGCAUUUCCUGGAACUCUGCCACCUCAUUUCACAAGCAUUUAUGGAGCAGUUAACAUGUGACUGGUAUUCAUGAAUAUAAUGAUAAGCUUGAUUCUAGUUCAGCUGCUGUCACAGUCUCAUUUGUUCUUCCAACUGAAAGCCGUAAAACCUUUGUUGCUUUAAUUGAAUGUCUGUGCUUAUGAGAGGCAGUGGUUAAAACAGGGGCUGGCGAGUUGACAACUGUGGGUUCAAAUCCCAGCUCUACCACUUACUAACUGCAUGGGACUUUGGGUAAGACACCUGCUUACAUUCUCUAAGCCUUGGUUUCCUGAACCUUAAAACAGGAUAACAUAGUACCUGCUUCGUAGAGUUUUUGUGAGAAUUAAAGGCAAUAAAGCAUAUAAUGACUUAGCCCAGCGGCCUGCAGGCAAUACAUGUUAAUGAAUGUUAGCUAUUAUUACUAAAGGAUGAGCAAUUAUUAUUGGCAUCAUGAUUUCUAAAGAAGAGCUUUGAGUUGGUAUUUUUCUCUGUGUAUAAGGGUAAGUCCGAACUUUCUCAGACUGGAGGUUACAUUCACAUCAGUCUGUCUUCCCCUGCGGAUGGCCUCAGCCCUGGGUGGCCAGACUCUGUGCUCACAAUCCAGAGCAAUGGAUCC